GACGCUGCGUCGAGUUAGAUGCCGAGGAGAUCUCGCUCGUCAGUCGUGCGGUGGCCGUCGUACCGAGCGUUACGGUCGCCGCUGUCGUAGGGAGACGGUCUCUGCUCCGAUCCUCUACCUCUGUCUAUUUGCCCACUGCCGCCUUCGUUAUCGCGGAGCGUUUGUCGCUUAGGUCGCGAAAUCCUCCUUUUCUCUUGUCGUUCCUCUUUUCUUUCUUCGACGGAAUCUCUCUCUUGUCUUCUGGAGUCUUGUUAGAGUUUUGCUGAUAUUUCGAUGGACCUUAAUCGAGAGCGUGUUUGCUUCAGCAUCGACAUCAAGGAAGUACUGUGAUGUGCGGGAUCUUGUAAUGGCACAUUUCGGAACUCGAUUCGAGGAGUUUGCACGAGACGUCAAUGUCGCGCGGAUAACAGGGUACGUCCCCCUAGUCGGAAUGCGGAAUGUCGUAGCAAGACGCGACAUUAGUUUGUCAGCGAACCACCGUAAGUGGAUAACAUUCUGAUACAGGGUUGAUGUCUGUUAAACGACUUUGACGUGACGUGGCGUGAUUCGGUAAUCAUUGCCAAUCGUUCUAAAAAAAACUAUCGAGUCCGAGUCGAAUACGAAGUUUAGAGAACAUCGCGCGAACAAUAGAAUAGCUUAUCUUCGUCUGUAAAAACAAAACAAAAACAAAAAAACGUACCAAUUAUACAGAGUAUCCGUACCGCGUCGAACAAAUCAUCGAUGCUUUAAAGUGAUGUAGUGUAAACGAUCUUGGAUAUAAGUUGAAGCUACGUGAUAAUAAUUACGAUUUCGAGAUCAUAUUAACGAAUCGACUAUCGUUAAUUUAUACAGUGGGCGUUUCAUGUCAGUCUAUAAAGGCUCACCGCUAAUCGAAUCGAAGUGAGUCUUAUAUUGCUACGGAGCGAACGGUUUCAGUGACCAACCGCUCGUCCAGGCUUGCGUGAAUAAACGCGCAGCUCAGUGGGCUAUAACCGGUAACGCGACGCGGUCGCGCGGCGUGUGAUGAUUAGGGGACAGAGAACCGGUACCAAGCGCAGGCAACGAGUUCACUAAAGAUGCGUGGGCUCGUCGGUCGGCACGAAGGUCCCGGGAGAAGAUCGCUGUCGCUGUCGCUGUCAUUGGCCUAUUACUGCCUGCUCGUGCCAGUGUACCACGUGCUCGCUGUGACCAGUGAGCUGCCGCCGAGGCUCGAUUUGCCCGAUUAUUGUUCGUGGGAUUCGCGCCAGGAUGGUGCGCUUACCUGCGUGCAUCGUUACACGGGCAACGACUCGCUCAGGACGAACUUUUCUCAGGCCACAAGCGAGUACGUGACCUCCAUGAACAUCGUCUGCGAGGACUCGGAUCUGGAAGAGGACAAUGGCGUACUCAGCGUGGACAGCUUCCUUCAUCUAUGGCGGCUACGGUCGUUGAAGCUGACCGGAUGCAAGUUAGUGCACUGGCCGGCCAAGUUACUCAGCGGACUGCGCGAUCUUCGUAAUCUGACUGUUAGAACGCUGAAUGGACGCAAAACCAAGUAUAGUUUGGAGCUGGAAAGCGGCGCUUUCGACAAUACGCCGCAGAUCGAAAAACUCGAUCUGUCGUGGAACAAUAUCUGGCAAAUACCGGAUCGCCUGUUUUGCUCUUUAUCGAACUUGGUAACUUUAAACAUCUCGUGGAAUUCGAUGAAGGAUAUCACGGAACUCGGAUUUCAAGAUGUCAAUGAAGAGAAAGUAUCUGAAAAGCAUCCGCGACGUCAACUGGAAUCGACAUCGGCUCCUCUCCCAUGUUCCUUGGAUGUGCAAUCGUUGGACGUGUCGAACAAUCAAAUCUCUGUACUACCAAUCAAUGGAUUCUCGUCGUUGAAACGUCUCAGAGUAUUGAAUUUGUCUAGCAAUGCGAUCUCCAUAGUAGCGGACGAGGCUCUGCACGGACUCAGGUCCCUUGAGAGCCUCGACCUAUCUGGGAACAAAAUCGUCGCUUUGCCGACGGCGAUGUUCCGGGACGCGACCAAGUCGCUGAAGGAGCUGAGAUUGCAAAACAACUCUAUCAGUGCACUGUCGCCCGGUUUGGUGUCAGACAUGAAUCAACUGGUCGCCCUCGACUUGUCAAGAAACGUCCUGACCAGCUUGUGGUUGAACUCUGGGACAUUCUCCGGAUUGAUACGCCUCGUACUUCUCAACUUAUCUCACAAUCGGAUUACCACGCUAGAUCCGGCAAUCUUCAAAGAUCUCUAUACUUUGCAGAUUUUAAAUCUUCAAUUCAACGAGAUAGAAUCGAUAGCAGCGGACACUUUCUCGCCGAUGAGCAAUCUGCACACCCUGGAAUUAGCUCACAAUCGUUUGAGUUAUCUUGACGCUUAUUCCCUGAACGGAUUAUUCGCGCUCUCGCUGCUGGCCUUGGACUCCAACUUGCUCGGGGGAAUUCAUCCAGAUGCCUUUCGGAACUGCUCGAGCAUGCAAGAUUUAAACCUGUCCGGCAACAAUCUUGACAGCAUACCGGUGGCGCUAAAAGACAUGAGGAUAUUGCGGACCCUCGAUCUGGGCGAGAACCAGAUCAGAAGCCUGAAUAAGCCCGGUUUCCGAGGAAUGUCAAGCCUGUAUGGUUUAAGAAUGAUCGGUAACGAGAUCACCAACGUCACGCAGGAAGAUCUCGUAGAAUUGCCGGCGCUGCAAAUCUUAAAUCUGGCCAGAAACAGAAUCGAAUUUGUGGAGGACGGUGCGUUUGCUGGCAAUCCGGCGCUUCAAGCUCUUCGACUCGAUUCAAAUUUGUUGCAGGACAUGUCUGGCAUCUUUGCGAGCGCGCCCGGUGUUUUGUAUCUGAACAUGUCUGACAACAUGAUCACGCAGUUCGAUUACAGCUACCUGCCUGAGAAAUUAAAUUGGAUGGAUUUACAUAAAAAUCUUAUUACGGAUCUCGGUGUCGCGCCACGGAAUAUGAAAUUGCAGACGCUCGAUGUGUCGUUUAAUCGGCUAACGAGGAUACAUUCUCGAUCGAUCCCAGAUUCCAUCGAGCUACUGUUCGUCAACAAUAACUUGAUAUCCUCCGUAGAGCCGCAGACAUUCUUCGCAAAGACGAAUCUCACUCGAGUGGAUCUCUACGCGAAUCUGAUCGUCACGAUGAACCUCUCAGCGUUCCAACUUACCGCGGUGCCAUCUAACAGGCAACUUCCGGAGUUCUACAUCGGCGGAAAUCCCUUUAUAUGCGACUGCACCACGGAGUGGUUGCAGAGGAUCAAUUCGUUUACGCUGAGACAGCAUCCGAGGGUGAUGGAUCUCGAGUCCGUUUACUGUAGAUUACCUUACGAUCGUCACAAGUCGUUUAUACCGCUGUUGGAGGCCAAACCCUCGCAAUUCUUGUGCACUUACAAGGCGCACUGCUUCGCUCUCUGCCAUUGCUGUGAUUUCGACGCUUGCGACUGCGAGAUGACAUGUCCGAUCAAUUGCACGUGUUAUCACGAUGAGUCCUGGUCGGCGAACGUCGUCGACUGUUCCAACUCUGGUUAUAAAACCUUGCCGGGUCGAUUACCGAUGGAUGCGACGGAGGUUUAUCUCGACGGGAACAAUUUUGGGGAACUGAAUUCCCAUUCGUUCAUCGGCCGGAAAAAUUUACAGAUACUUUAUGCGAACGACAGCAACAUCAUCGCGAUCCGUAAUCACACCUUCAGUGGUCUGAAGCGGCUGCUUGUACUACAUCUGGAGAACAACAAGAUAAGCGUGCUCAACGGCGUGGAGUUAAUGCCGUUGGAAAAUCUGAAGGAGCUGUACCUGCAGAAUAAUCUGUUGACGUACAUUGAUAAUGGUACGUUCUUACCGCUGCGUCAGCUAGAAGUCUUGCGUCUAGAGAACAAUCGACUCGGCACUUUCGCCCUCUGGCAACUGGGCCAGAAUUCGUAUCUAGUCGACAUCGGGUUGUCAAGUAAUCCGUGGAAUUGCGAGUGCUCGUAUCUAGAUCGCGUACGGGAGUGGAUGUCCCGUAACCGGGCGAAGAUCAUCGACUGGCGUAGCGUCACCUGUUCCCUCGGCGUGCCCAUAACUCUUCCUGCGAACGGAUCGGUCAUAAAUUGCGCGGCAUUAACGGGCACGACUUCCGUCGUCGAGACGCAUCCGCUGGAGGCUUAUCUCCCGUUGCUGCUGGCCACAGUCGUGCUAAUUUUCGCAGCGGUCGCGUUGGUGUGCGGCGCAAUCAGGCAUCGUCGUACUCUGAGAACCUGGGCCGCGAGUAGAUGCGGUCUGCGGGCGUGCUACAAGACCGCAGCCUUCGAGGAUCAGGAGAAACCGUUCGACGCCUACAUCUCCUAUUCUGCGGUCGACGAGGCUUUCGUCUCGACGAUUCUCGUGCCGGGUCUUGAAACUUCGUAUAGGCUGUGCUUACACUAUCGAGAUCUCGGUGCCGGCAGCAACGUUGCCGACGCCGUAGCCGAAGCGGCUGACUCUUCGAGGCGCACUAUUCUCGUAUUGUCCAAGAACUUUCUGCACGGCGAGUGGUCCAGGUUUGAAUUCAAGGCGGCCCUGAGGGACGCUCUCAAGGGAAAGGGCCGCUCGGUAAUUUUACUUCUGGUGGGCGGUGUGUGCCCACGGGAUCUCGAUGCCGAUCUCAAAAAGAGAAUUUCGUCGCAUACUGUGCUGGUAUGGGGGGACAAGUUGUUCUGGCAGAAGCUGAGGUUCGCCAUGCCGGACGUGUCUCCUGUUCCCGUUCCCGUUUUAGAGAGACCCCUGCCGUUGCCACCGCCGCCGCCACCACCGGUGCAUCAUCAAUGGACGUAGAGCUGCCGUUAUUUAGAUGUGAACUGUUUCCAAAAGUAUUAUUGAUUCGCAUUGCGCAAGGAGUAAUCGGAAAUCGCAGUGAGGGAGGACUCCUGACUGCCCGCGACUUUUCUCUCUACUUAUUAUCAGAAGCAUUUCUUACUAUUGCAAUGUAACCCGUAACACGGUGUCCCGAAUAAAUAAGCGGUUAUUCGUAUUUUUGAGAAUCGUGAUAGCUUCGUAGUGAGCAAAUGUAAUUAGCGCGAAAGAAAAACGAGAAAAAGAAAAUAAGAAAAUUGGAGCAUACUACCUGUAACUCGUAUUGCAACGAAGUAACGUUUUUUCCUCUUUCUACUCGAUGAUAGUUUAAUCGACGAUAAUCGAUUUAUUAAAGUUCUUCGGUAAAUCCUCUUGUUUAGUCGAAAGCGGAGAUCGAUGUGUACAUAGCGAGAGUUUUGUAUAUUUGUAAAAUAGAUAGGGCAUUUUAUUAUAAAUAUAUAUAUAUAAAUAUAUAAAUAUAUAAAUACAUAAACAAUAAAGUUAUUUAUAUAUAUUUUAAUCACAAAAGGUAAGCGUACUUCUUUCUCUCAUCCUGGCACACUCGCGCGAUCCGCUUCGCCGUCGUCGCCGCCGCCGCCGCCGUCGUCGUCCGCGUCUCAUUGUUUCGUUUAAGCGGCGGGGCGGACGGGCCGGCCGGUAGAUUGCGACGCUUAAUCUAAAAUUCUAUCAGCCGUUGUGUGUAUAAUGUAUAUCCAUUUGUACAAAGUUGCGCGGGAGCAUUAAUAUCAUUAACACCGGCCGAUUCGUUUGUUUGAACGAAGGGCAACGACGACUACAAGUCGCGGCACAAGUCCGGCGAAGUCGGCGCCAAAAGCAUUAAAUAUUAUUACAUCCGGCAUUAUUGCAUUUGCCGCCGCCCCGCCGCCGCGCCGCGCGCUGUGCUACGGCGCGCGCCGAUGAUUAAUAGGGAUACUCCGCGUAGCGUGACGUCGAGUAAUAUGUGCGCAUUGUAAUAAUAAUAACUCAGUACGAGAGGCAUAAAUUCGCGGAUGGGUUAAUUAGUACAAAUUACUGCGGUAUCAAUUCUCGCCUGCUGCUAUAUUGCAGGCGGUCGGUCCGGCGCGGCGCGGCGCGGCGCGGCGCGACGCGGUAGCGUAAGUCGCGCGGACCGGCGCGGUGGAUUAAUCCCGUUAAGUCAGAGUGUCUUGCGACGCGAGAGAGUUGUAGAGCUCGUCGAACGAAAAUCGAGAUUAUUAUGUGUAAAUAUUAGUCUUCUGUUGUAUCGAUGUAUCAUAAUUGUAUUAAAAGCUAAUGUCCCCCUUUGUAAAUGUUGCUGCCUGUCGGGGCAACAGCAAUUAACGGAGAUUACUUGCGUUUCGCAAUAAAAAGAAAAGGCUAAAGUGACAACGAUGGCGUCCUUAACUUACCCAGAAACGAACGCUUUACCCGGGAGAGAUAUUUAUUUGUUCUUACCUUAACUUUUUGUUCGCUACCAACUCCCGGUAUUAAAACAUCAACGUUACUUCUCCCCUUACACAGAGCGAUGUCUACUUUGUAAUAAAGUUAAAUACAAAGAAAA
Solenopsis invicta (red fire ant) is the source of this 6300-nucleotide messenger RNA. RefSeq names its product toll-like receptor 6 (gene Toll-6). NCBI's taxonomy places the organism in Eukaryota, Metazoa, Arthropoda, Insecta, Hymenoptera, Formicidae. The record is from RefSeq and is a predicted model, not a curated record. Gene Ontology annotation, molecular function: protein binding. Gene Ontology annotation, biological process: signal transduction. The transcript is spliced from 3 exons. The coding region runs from base 1056 to 4742 and encodes 1228 amino acids.